Molecule: messenger RNA, 1158 nt
Organism: Podospora pseudocomata
Lineage: Eukaryota; Fungi; Ascomycota; Sordariomycetes; Sordariales; Podosporaceae
Exons: 2
Coding region: 1-1158 (385 amino acids)
Source: RefSeq, a predicted model, not a curated record
AUGACAACAGAACCAGCCGCCAACCUCCGAACCUUUCAUCACUUCCCCCUUCUUCCUUUCGAAAUCCGUUUGGAGAUAUGGGAACUCACCGCCUUCCCCCGCAGACUGCGCGCCCUCCGUGCCUCCAAGACCUACGACACAGCCGUCGGCCCACCGCCGAUUCCAGCACCGCUGCACACCUGCAGCGAGGCACGAAGCUUCUUAACCUCUUGUCACCCCCCCGUGUAUCACAAAAUGUACCUGGAUUGCACCCCCCACGACGAUAGUCAAGAAUCCUCCUCGCACAGAAAAUACACCUGGGCUAACUGGGAGCUCGACACAUUGGUUUUGGAAGACUCACUGCCCACGGUCGUUGUUGAUCAUAUUGCCACGAUGUUGAUGCCGAGGCGGCUGGCAGUUCCCUGCUUGAAGGGAUAUGUCUCGAACUUCUUGUUUGAGCUUAUUGACAAGCUGAAAAGUGUCAAGGAGGUUGAACUUUUGCUGGACGACGUCGACUCUCCUUUUAAUAGGUCCACCUGGGAGGCAGGCUGGCACAGCCCUGCCAUGGAGUGUGAUUUUGGGCACAUUGAGACCUUUUGGCUCGUGCAUGAUGGCGGCAGGAGACGGUGGGCCAAGUGGGAUGAAUGGCGCGCCGAAAAGAGAUGGGAGUUUGAUGAAGACGAUUUGGAUGAGGCGUUGAUGGAGACUUUCAAGGAGCUCCGCAUGACGAUACCCGGGUGGAAGCCCUUUGGUAUGAUAUCUGCUUAUCAGGAGGAUCUGAAUUCCCCGCCCACGUCACCUCGCUUGAAGCUGGCAACACACUCCCCCUUCCGAAACGAAAUCCUCACGACCGGCCCCGGCGCCGCCUACCAAAAAUCCCCCAUCGAAUACUGCUUCUCCAGCGAAGACACCACCUGGCCGUGCCCAUGCUCAGAAUCAACACACACCACCACCCUCCCGACCAAAUACACCGGUCGGUACAUCUGGGAAAACCGCCGAGUCGUCCCCCACCCGGACAGCGGUAUCACGCUUUCGGAUAUCUGCGACUUCCAAACGACACUGGCGCCCAACACAUCCAUCCCGCAGUGGCCGAGAAAGGUCUUCUUCUUCUGGACGGUGAGCCAGGGAUCCUUUUCCCCGCAAGAUCCUGCCGCGGACCCCAAGUUCUUGCUGUGGUAA